UUAUGUUUGCCACAGGCGUGUUUUGCACCUCGGGCCUUUUCUAUGUCUACUUCAUGGAGAUGUUCUGCGUGAGUCGUGAAGCCGCUUCGUGGCCAGCCAGUGUAAUGGGCGUGACGCUUACCUGCUCAGGUCUCGUUGUUUCGUUGCUCCAGUGCUUCCUGAGCAUUUUCCAAAUUUCCCUACUUGGCAGCAUUCUUCUCUGGACAAGUCUCAUGCUGUCAGCAUUUGCGCCUAACAUGCAGGUCAUGACUUCACUUUUUGGAGCUCUUCAUGGCUUGGGAAUCGGCUUCAUAGAAAAUACGAUGGCGGUGACUAUAGCGACCUCGUUCCUGGAGCAACAGUCUUUCGCAAUGGGUUUGAAAGAUUGCGGGCGCACCUUGGCUGUUCUUGUUUUCCCUACUAUUGUAUCCAGUUUAAAUUCAGUAUACGGCGUCCGCAGCACGCUUGCACUUUGUGGAGCGCUUCUCACACACGUAACAUUACUAGUGCUAGUGCUACGGCUGUGUCCGAUUAUGGGACGUCCGAAAUUUGGCCGAACUAACAAAAGUACGUGCGCCAUCACACCUACGCCAGUAGAAAGUAGGCUCCAUUACAAGAAAUCAUUCCAUGAGAAGACCAACACAAUAAAGGUGGCAACUAUCGAUUAUAUGUCCUGCAAAAACUUUGAGGAAGCAUCCACACGCCGGGACAAUAACGUUGUGCUGCUUGGAACGGCUAAGCGAAUUCCAUGUAGCGAAAUAGACAUAGACGCAGACAAGAAAGCUGCUCGCGGCGCCGCACCAUCAUCAUCAAGCACUGCCUCCAAAGGCAGCAGCAAAACUCCUGUAGAGCAACUUCGUGCGCGUGGAAGUACUGCCUCCCCGACCUCACAAGCACAUGAGUGCGUGACAGGUUUUGCAAAAAUUUACCCGCCGCAAACUGCGAGUACGCCUCUGCAGAAUAAUGAAAGUUCUUCAUUGACAAGCAACGUUGAAAGAGCAGCCCGUGAUGAGGACGAAAAGGCUCAGUUGCAGUCAGCAAGCAACACCAGACUGUUCCUUUUACUUACUGAACCAAGGUUUUACGUACUCGUGUUCCAAAAUACAGUGAUGAACUACUCGGCAAUUAUACUUCGAGCGAUAACAGUAGACUAUGCAAGGGACAAGGGGGUACCCUUGGCUCAUGCCGAGUUGGUGGGCACAUAUUGCGCGGCCACCGAUCUGCUUCUAGGCCACAUAGCGUUGCCCUUCCUGGCCGACCGCGGAUUUGUGAACCGAACCUUGCUUGCGUCUAUAACGUUUGCUCUUCUCUCGGCAGCAAUGUUUGUGCUAAGCGUUUCGCAAGGAUUAGCAUCUUUCAUUGGCUUAUUUGUACCAAUGUCCUUCCUCAUUUCGGCGACGUCGUCAUUCUCGCCUGUGUUGAUCACCGGUUAUCUUGGCCCUUGUCGGGUUCCCCUAACCUAUGGCGCCUCAGGGCUUGUGACAGGCCCUCUGCUCUUGGCGACACCCCUAAUAACUGGCUUUUUCAGGGACACCAUGGGUUCGUACGACAACCUCCUGCGCCUAAUUGGAGGGUUGGCUGCCAUCUCCGCUAUAUUGAUUCUGCUUCUUAGGAUAACAGGAAAAAAGUCCUGAUGUUCUUCAAACCUCAAAUAAAUAUGAAGUCGUGAGCCGUA
Messenger RNA from Dermacentor silvarum, 1654 nucleotides. RefSeq lists its product as uncharacterized. Bases 3 to 1613 code for a protein of 536 amino acids. The transcript is spliced from 4 exons. Gene Ontology annotation, biological process: transmembrane transport. Gene Ontology annotation, molecular function: monocarboxylic acid transmembrane transporter activity. NCBI's taxonomy places the organism in Eukaryota, Metazoa, Arthropoda, Arachnida, Ixodida, Ixodidae. The record is from RefSeq and is a predicted model, not a curated record.